Molecule: messenger RNA, 438 nt
Organism: Racocetra persica
Lineage: Eukaryota; Fungi; Glomeromycota; Glomeromycetes; Diversisporales; Gigasporaceae
Source: the annotation of a GenBank genome assembly
GAUUCAGAGGAUAAAGAGAAUAAGGACAUUAUAUUAAGAAUUAAUUUCGCGAUUGAUAAAUACAAUAAAGGCAUAUAUGAUUAUGCCUUUUCUGCUUUAAAUGAUUUAACGAAAGAAUAUAAUUUGAAGCCUAAAAUCUAUCGACUAAUUGAAUAUUAUUUAGCAUUUUGUUAUAUACAUGGGCAUGGUGUGAAACAAGAUAAAGCUUAUGCUUUAAGAAUCACAAAUCAUUUACGCGAUAAUAAAAACUAUGAAGAUGCAUUAAAAAUUUAUCUAGAAUUAACUAAGGCUGAUGAAGUAACAUUGAAAGCAUUACGUAACUGCUAUACGUUUAAAGAACUUAUUCACAAUGAAGACCUUGUUUUUACAAUAGCAUUAGAACUUUAUAGUAAACAAAAAUAUAAAGAAUCAUUUGAUUUUUUUCCAAACUUAGUUCAA